Molecule: messenger RNA, 1487 nt
Organism: Erpetoichthys calabaricus (reedfish)
Lineage: Eukaryota; Metazoa; Chordata; Cladistia; Polypteriformes; Polypteridae
Gene: dnaaf4
Product: dynein axonemal assembly factor 4
Exons: 9
Coding region: 97-1314 (405 amino acids)
Biological process (GO): heart development; inner dynein arm assembly; cilium movement
Molecular function (GO): nuclear estrogen receptor binding
Source: RefSeq, a predicted model, not a curated record
GACAGGAAAUGUUGCAAACUGCCCUAGCAACCGAACGCGUGACUAGCGACGCUGAGCUUGGCAUCCUAUCGUCUUUGAAAAUUUGAAACAGUAGUCAUGCCGCUGCUUAUCAAAGACUACACAUGGACUCAAACGGAAUCUAUGAUCUAUAUAACUGUACCUCUAAAAGAAGCAAGAGCUGGAAAAGUUGAUAUACUUUCUGCAGAUGAAUAUCUUAAGGUUAGCGCCCCCCCAUUCUUGUUCGAAGCUUUUCUCAGUGCGGCAGUAGACGACAGCAAAAGCGCAGCAAAGAUUGGGGACGGAGAAAUUGUCUUCACUCUGCAUAAAAGAGAAGGGGCCAUCUGGGAGCAUCUCGUUUUACAAAAUGUUGAAAAAGAGAAUCUUCAAAAUAUUAGGCAAAAUGCCAUUUUAAAAGCCCAAGAAAAUGCCUUAAAAGAAGCAGAAGCAAAGGCUGCUAAGAAGAAAGCCAAUGAAAAAUAUGCAUUGGAGACCAUAAUGAAGAUAGAGGAGGACCAAAGGAAAAAGAUUGAGGAAAUCAAAGAAGUGGAGCGACGCAGAGCAGCAGAAGAGCUGGAGCGCUGGAAGGAGAAGCAGAGGAUAGAAGCUGAGCACAAAAUAGCCCAGCAGAAGCUGGAAGCGGAAAAAAGAAACACAAAUGGAGUAAAGGAUCUGCCGAAAUCUGACACUCAAACUGGGACCAAAUCAGCUCAGUCCAAGAAGCCAUUGGUGGUAUCCUUGCCUCCCCCUCGAUCUGCAGGCACAAUUCAAAUCAACUUCACACCUCGUGUGUUUCCUACAGCUCUACGAGAAUCUCUAGUGCCUGAAGAAGAAGAAUGGCUUAAAAAACAAGCUGAUGCUAGGAAAGCAUUGAAUAAUGAUCUCUCAGAACUGAAGGAUCUUACAGAAGAGGAGAAAAAUCCAGAAUGGCUAAAAGAGAAGGGAAAUAAAUUAUUUGCAUCACAGAACUACCUUGCUGCAGUGAAUGCCUACAACCUGGCUAUUAAACUGAACAAUAAACUCCCAUCCCUGUUUCUAAAUCGUGCUGCAUGCCACCUCAAACUAAGAAAUCUACACAAAGCAAUUGAAGAUUCCUCCAGGGCCCUUGAGUUGUUAACACCACCAGUUCCUGAUAAUUCAGAAUCCAGAGUGAAAGCCCACAUUAGACGUGGAACAGCUUUCUGUGAAUUAGAAUUGUAUGUAGAAGGUCUGCAGGAUUAUGAUGCCGCUCUUAAAAUCAAUCCACAUAAUAAAGCCGUGGCUGCGGAUGCCGAAAAGAUCAGGCAGGUCAUUCAAGGAACGGUACCCAGCUCCUAACAAAAGUAAAUGAGAGACUGAUAUAAAACAUAAUAACUUCUCUUUUGUGUGACAUUUUUUGUUGCCAUUGACUUGCUGGUCCGUCAGAUAUUUCAUAUUUUCAUGGUUACCUCGUUUAUUUAAACAUGCUACUACUUUAAAUAUCACUAGCAAUAAAAUUCAGAUUUAUUUUU